Molecule: messenger RNA, 1745 nt
Organism: Ceratina calcarata
Lineage: Eukaryota; Metazoa; Arthropoda; Insecta; Hymenoptera; Apidae
Gene: Nep5
Product: M13 family metallopeptidase neprilysin 5
Exons: 11
Biological process (GO): protein processing
Cellular component (GO): plasma membrane
Molecular function (GO): metalloendopeptidase activity
Source: RefSeq, a predicted model, not a curated record
AACAUGAAACUCAGUCGAUUUACACGAUCGCCAGCCACCAGAACCUGGUACCGAUUAGAUCCAGACACGCCUACUUGAAGAGACGGACGCAAGUACCGAAUUUAACGAUGAUUAUAUUGUUCCUCGUGUUGGCUUCCUCUGUUGUAUUAGCACUCGUUUUUUCUAUACUUUAUGUUACGUACAGGCCUCCGAAAAUUUGCGAAACUGAGGGCUGCGUACGAUUUGCUGCCAGUUUGAAACAAUCUAUGGACACGUCUGUAGAUCCUUGUGAUGACUUUUAUAACUACGUCUGUGGAAAAUGGUCGGACGAGCACCCAAUACCUGAUAAGAGUUUCAUGAAUUCGUGGUUCGACGAGCGCAGGGAAAGGGUAUUUAUAAAAAUUCGGGAAGUCCUGAAGGACAAUACCACGAACACUGAUGCACCUUGGGCCGUGAAGCAGGCGAAAAUAUUGUACACCAGCUGCAUGGACGUGCACACGAUGAACGAGCUGGGACUGGCGCCAGUGUUCGAAUUACUCGAAGAGCUCGGUCUACCUCCGAUUCCUGCGGCGUUUACUAAAAAGACGGGCAAUUAUAUCGAACAGAUGGCCAUGGUCAAGAAAAUUUUAGGGAGGGAUCUGUUUUUCGGUUUGGACAUCACACCAGAUCCUCGGAACACGAGCAAGAACGUCAUCGUACUAGACACUCCCCUCACCAGCAACCCUUUACCGAAUGAUAAAGAAUUGGAGAAACGGCUGCAUUUGAUCAGAUCUCGUUUCCGGAAGUUAGAAGAAGAGGAAGUUGAGGACAGUGAACCGGAAGCGAAGGACGCGGAAAUUACGUAUAUGACUGACGUAAUCAAGGAGAUCCUUAAUAAUGGAAGUCUCGAUGUUUGCUCUUUAGAAAACUCCUUAUAUCCUGAAAAAGAAGAGUUGGAGGAAGUCGUUGAGACGCUCUACGAAAUGACCAGCUUGUUUUAUUACUUGUCUCGUUUCGAGGGCAACGAGACUAUAUGGGAUCGCGAUCCAUCUAAUGAUGACUACAUGCUGGUCGAUGAUCUCCAGAAGUUGACCGACGAGUACGUCACGGAAAUCAAUUCGACUCUGACACCCAAACCAUUAUGGCGACCAUUCAUCGAGUCGCUUUAUAAGGACAUCGACACAUUAGAUUUGAACGAUAAGGACAAAGUGUUAAUUGGCGAUUUGGAAUUCUUAAAAGAAGCCGCUCUCGUGCUGGCUCUUUCAGAGGAGCAAGAAUUAGAGACUUAUAUUUGGUGGGUGAUUAUUGACAUCGUCGUACCUCAUACACCUAGCAAUUUAAGAGAAAUCUGGGUGAAGUAUAUUAAUGAAAUUACGAGCAUUGAAAUCGGUGAAUCGAAAUCACUUCGUUGUGCUUCUGCAGUGAACGAGUUGAUGGGGAUGGCGGCUUCCUGGUUGAUCGUAGAUCCGUCGUUCCAUGAAGACAAAGGGAAAAAGGUGUUCGAAAUGAUGAACGACAUAAAGGAAGCAUUCGCUUCGAUGGUUUCGCACACCGAUUGGAUGGACGCGCAGACGAAAGCAGCAACUCUAGAUAAGAACAGCAAAAUGGAGUCUCAAAUUGGCUUCCCGGAUUGGCUGUUCGAUCAAACGAUACUCAACGAAUAUUACGAAGGCAUAGAUCUCUCGGAGACGGAAUACUUGAGUAACAUGAUUCAGAUUAUUCGACUGAUGUCUCUAUCCGAAUUGGAAUGCAUUCACCAAAUAAAUUACAACAACAUGUCAUUGUAA